Messenger RNA from Penicillium mononematosum, 1758 nucleotides. Its product is annotated as ER oxidoreductin. The record is from RefSeq and is a predicted model, not a curated record. Lineage: Eukaryota; Fungi; Ascomycota; Eurotiomycetes; Eurotiales; Aspergillaceae. Gene Ontology annotation, cellular component: endoplasmic reticulum; endoplasmic reticulum membrane. The transcript is spliced from 4 exons. The coding region runs from base 1 to 1758 and encodes 585 amino acids. Gene Ontology annotation, molecular function: thiol oxidase activity; FAD binding; protein-disulfide reductase activity. Gene Ontology annotation, biological process: protein folding in endoplasmic reticulum.
AUGCGGUCUGCAGCGAGGCUGCUCUAUGCCGCAGCAUUCGCAUUUGCUGGCUUGAGCCAUGCCAGCGUUCAUAAUCCUUCACUGGACCCAACCAAGUGUGCUCUCGAACCUUCGGCCAUGGUGUCCGAUGCGUGUGUCUCAUAUGGCGAGAUCAACGGCAUGAACGACAUGGUUUUCACGACGAUAAACUCCCUCACACAAGAAACGGACUUCUUCUCCUACUACCGCCUCAACCUGUUCAACAAAGAGUGUCCCUUCUGGAACGAUGCUAAUAGCAUGUGUGGAAACAUUGCCUGUGCCGUGAACACCAUUGACUCGGAGGAGGAUAUCCCGCUUACGUGGCGGGCAGAAGAACUCAGCAAACUAGAGGGCCCCAAGGCGAACCAUCCAUCCCGCAAUAUCCAAGCUGAGCGUCCAAAAGAACGCCCUCUCCAGGGAGAGCUGGGUGAAGAUGUCGGCGAGAGUUGUGUGGUGGAAUACGACGACGAAUGCGACGAACGGGACUACUGUAUCCCCAAGGACGAGGGUUCCGCGGGAAGGGAGACUACCGAAAACUGCUUCUUGAAGCCGGUGGCCGAUGAGCUGGACGAGCAGUCGCUGAACGUCCCGAUGGGCGGCCUCCAAGCAGCCUCUGACUUCCGGAACGUGCUACACAAGGAGUCGCAGCGAGUAGAAGGCCUGCCGCUGGAUAAUGAGUGCUUGGAGAAGCGGGUUUUCCACCGGCUGCUGAGCGGCAUGCAUGCCUCCAUCUCGACACAUCUGUGCUGGGACUACCUCAACCAAACCACAGGCCAGUGGCACCCCAACGUGCAAUGCUUCAAGGAACGACUCCUCGACCACCCCGAGCGCAUCUCAAACAUGUACUUCAACUACGCGCUAGUGUCGCGCGCCGUGGCAAAACUCCGCAAGCAUCUGGACGGGUACACAUACUGCGCCAGCGACCCAGGGCAAGACCGCGAGACCAAAAAGCGCGUCAACAAGCUCACCGCGACCCUGACGGAACUCCCCCAAAUCUUCGACGAAAAGAUUAUGUUCCAAGACCCCAACGCCCUCGGCCUGAAAGAGGACUUCCGCAACCGCUUCCGCAACGUCAGUCGCCUGAUGGACUGCGUCGGCUGCGACAAGUGCCGCCUCUGGGGCAAGCUCCAGGUAAACGGGUACGGAACCGCACUGAAGGUCUUGUUCGAUUACGACGAAACUAAGAACGGCGAGAACCCGCCCCUCCGCCGCACCGAGCUGGUCGCCCUGAUCAAUACCCUCGGCCGCAUCUCGCACAGUCUCGCUGCUUCGCGCAGUAUGCAGCGAGCCCUGCUGACUGGCACCACUCACAUGUUCCCCGUUCACGGCGCUGUGCCCUCCUCCCACCACGCCAACGCCCUCGGCAACAACAGACGCGUGUUCAGGGACGGCAAUAACAACUUCUACCUCGAAGGCGAAGGAGUCGAAGACGAAUAUGUGUAUGGCCGAGGCGAGGCGCCGGAGCGGUACCCCUGGGAGCGCAAACCGCGGCACCCAGACGAUGGCUUCCUCGAGGAUUUCAUGACCGAGUGGAAUAUGAUCUGGGGUACUGUUGGGUAUAUCUGGCAGUCUUGGAUGGACAUCCCAUAUACACUGUUCCAAAUCGGCGCAUCGGAAUUCAUCCGACUGUACAAUUACUGGCUCGGAUUGCCGGUGCCUCCGCGCAUGUGGAAGCUGAAGACGCCCCAGCCGCGUCCGCACACCCAACGUGCUGCGUAUGCUAAUCGUGACGAGUUAUGA